CGUGCGGUAGCGGCGGCGGCAGCGGAGACCCCCCCCCAGCUCCGCGCCGCUCCGCGCUCCCCCGCCCGGCGCGGCAGCCCCCAUGGCCACCAAAAUCGACAAGGAGGCGUGCAGGGAGGCGUACAACCUCGUCAGGGACGAUGCCACCGAGGUGAACUGGGUGACUUUUAAAUACAACGGCUCUACAAUUGUCCCUGGAGACCAAGGGGUAGACUAUGAAACCUUUAAAAGGAAGUGCACAGAUGAUGUUCGAUUGUUUGGCUUUGUCCGAUUCACCACUGGUGAUGCCAUGAGCAAGCGAGUCAAGUUUGCCCUCAUCACUUGGAUUGGAGAGGAUGUCAGUGGUCUGCAGAGAGCCAAAACUGGGACCGACAAGACUUUGGUCAAAGAAGUAGUACAGAACUUUGCCAAAGAAUUUGUGAUCAGUGACCACAAAGAGCUGGAUGAAGAUUAUAUCAAGAAUGAGUUGAAGAAAGCAGGAGGGGCUAAUUAUGAUGCACAGACUGAGUAAACACACGGACCUCCUGGCACCAUCACCUGGAUCUCAAAGGGAGGGGAAAGGCACAACAAACUAAUACAACUGAGAGAUGAGGCGACUGAAAUCCCCAGCUUUCUAUGUGUGCACCUAAGAACUCCCUUUCUUUACAUACAGCAAACUUUUAUUUUCCAUUUCAUCCCAUGAAACAUCCAUGUCCUGUUUUUCUUUUUUCUCCGAUUUUUUACUCAUAACUCUGUCCAUAUUCUCGCAUCUGUGGAAUUAAGGUUUGGCUCUGCUUUUGUCCUUUUCAGCAUUGUGUUUGUAGAGGCUUGCCAUUGUGUCCUUCGUAUGCAUGCAUGUCUGUGUGUUUAAGUUGGGUUCGACCUGGUCUCUGAGGGGAGAAAGUUUUGGGGAAGUUCUGAAUAUUGGUUAUUUCAAUUUUUUUUCAAAUUUGUUCUGAUAUUCUUGGGAAUAACAUUUUUUUGCUGUUCUAGGCUCAGAUCAACUUGACUUGACUUCCCUCAAACUUUGUUUAAAUGUCCUAAGCUUAAAUAUCCAGCUGAGAUGUUAUCUAACAGCUUAAACAACAAAGCAAACAAACAAGCAAAGUCUUCAACUCUUAAUAGAUGGGAAUAAAUUUGCCUUAAACAUUGCUUGACAGUUGCUAUGCUGUGUGCUGCAUCUCUAUCCCUCCCUCUUCAAAAUAAGAUCCAACAUGAUCUGAACGUGGGGGUUUGGUUGGUUUUUUGGAGGUUUCAUGGCACAGUAAACUGAGGGGCUUAGAAAUGUCUGAAACACUUGUUCACUAUUUUCUACAUUGGUCUCUGGGUUUGUAUCUGACUUUCCUAACGGUGGGGGCUCAGGAGGUGAAACUGAAAGGCAUAGAUUUCUUUUUUAAAUGAAGUUUGCAAAAACAGCAGCCGCUGAAUCCUAGCGGCCUUCUCUGCCCAUGUGCCCCCUGGUUUUUUUUUUGCAGUUAAACACAACCUCUUCAGUUAUCUGUGGCCUUGGGGCAGUGAAGCAUUCUGCAGCUGCGGCCGAGGGAUGGAGCAGGGCAGCUCUGUCCCAGUCAGGAUGAAACAUUCAGCAGCAGAAGCCCACAAAACCCAGGCACAGUUUGUUUUGUACCAAACUGUUUAAGGGGCUUGUUUGUAUGGCUUUCUUUUUUUUUUUUCCAUCAAAGGUAAUUAUCCCCAGAAUUAUGUGUAUGGGGAAACUGUUAUACAGGGGCUUGGAAGUCAGUGCUAUAAACCCAUUACAGAAAUAAAUGUUUUUCAAGAACUGUU
Cuculus canorus (common cuckoo) is the source of this 1764-nucleotide messenger RNA. It is a transcript of the gene COTL1, whose product is annotated as coactosin like F-actin binding protein 1. The coding region runs from base 83 to 511 and encodes 142 amino acids. The transcript is spliced from 4 exons. Gene Ontology annotation, cellular component: site of polarized growth; actin filament; plasma membrane. Gene Ontology annotation, biological process: regulation of actin filament polymerization. Gene Ontology annotation, molecular function: actin filament binding. The record is from RefSeq and is a predicted model, not a curated record. NCBI's taxonomy places the organism in Eukaryota, Metazoa, Chordata, Aves, Cuculiformes, Cuculidae.